UCCCUGAAGAACAGGCUGUCUGCCACUUGCCCACUGGGGCCUCGGCAUUGCGUAGCCCCUGGGAAGACGGUGUGAGAGCCACUCUGUGCGCUCACAGCACUUUGCUCCUGUGCAGCCAGACGGCAGUGAGCGCAGCAGCCACAGAAGCCCGAGCGGAAGGGCAGCAUUAGGGUCAGCAGCUCCAGGGAGCAUCCUCAUCCUCGUGGGGUGAGGAGAGAUGCAGGCUGGCCCAGCCUGCAUUGUACCCCUUGUUCUGAGCAGGGGCCAGGUACUCUGUUCGUAAACACAUCCCUGUUUACAAAGGGCUGCAUUGCAGUGCAGUGUGACCUGAUGAUGACUGAUACUCACGUCACUGUGUGCCCCACGAACUCCUCCACGUGAAUUAGAAUUAUCUUAUAUAAUCUUCAGAACAGAACCACUUUAUAAAUGAGGAAACUUAAGCUCUGAUCGUAUAGCCAGGACGCACCAAAGUAGGUGUUUGAAGCCAAGCAAUCUGGCGCCAAGGCCAAGGUUCGAGACAGUCCCGCUAUUCUCUAUGCUGCUUUGGGUGGGUCAUUUCCCUUCUUUGGGCCCAUCUGGCUGUGAGGACUUUAGGUGAGGAGACUUCUGAAGGUCUCACCAGCCCUCGCCAGUGCCUAGUUCCAGCACGGUCUUCUCCUUGGCCACUGUGAGGUUCUAACCAUGUUCCCCGUGAAGUAGUCAGGGGCAGGGCUGCCAAAGCAGAAUCAGCCCAUUUUCCAGACUCCUGGGCCUGCGUCUACGUCUGGUAGGCUAUGCUGUUCAUUCAGGGUCCUCCCAAAGAGGGCCGUCCUGGACCCUGAUGACAACCUUCUGGGUGUGAAGGUAACACCAGCGUAUGCAGGCAGGCCAGACGUGCUGCACAGCCCGGCCUUGUGGAGCAGAACGCCACCCCCCACCCCGCCUCUCGUCGCCAGGAGUGUGCAGCUUGCCCGUGAACGCUUGUCAAGGGCUUCCUGUGCUAAGUAGCUUAUGUACGUUAGCACACUGAAACCUCCCUACAGCCCUCAGGGAUGACUACCAUGUUCCCCGCAUUUUAAAGAUGAGGAAACUAAAGCUUCAGGAGGUUCCUGGCUCCAAACUCUGAAGUUAGUAAGGGGUGCAGGACCUCCUACUACAGCACCGGCAGGCAGCCUUCGUCCUGGCUCCUGCUGGCCGUGCGGGCUGGGGGCUCCCACAGGCUAGGCUGGCACGGCCCUCCCUUUGUGCCAGCAGGACAGCACGGAGCAGGCCUUUUCAGUGGGGUGGUCCUUGCACAGCCCACUAUCAUCCAGGACUAUUCUUUGUUGCCCAGAUGGCAGCUCAAGUGCAAGGGGAUGAGACAUAGGGAGAAGUGGGGUUCCCCUUGGCUUGGAAGCGUCGUGUCCCAAGGCCAGCUCUAAUCCCCAGGUUCCAUAAGCACAGCUUCCAGGUCCCCAUGAGGGACAUGGCCCAGCCGAGCCACUGCACUGAGGAAGCCCGGUGGGAAUGGAUGUGUGUAGUUCACAUGGAGAACCCUAGAACACGUAGUUUACAACUAAGGGUCACUUUUACCAUAAUCACCGUUGCCUUGAAACAGUUGACAUUCUAUUUUUAUCUGGUUUCCAAGGGAACAGAACUAGAAAGGUAACCAACAGUCAAAUUCUGCAGGAGGGGAGGGGACGGUACUUGCACUCAUACUGCCCUCACCGCUGUAGGCAGAAUUGAAUGUCUUAAGAAAAACAUAAACAAAACCUCAACUUCUGAAACUGUUCCUCAAAGCCAAGCCUUCUAAGUAGUGACCCAGAGUCAUCCAAAGGAGCUGAAGUGGCCUCGCCUUUGACCCCCAGAAGUGCAGCCACCCACAAAGCAGGAAGGCAUGUGGGAAAGCCGGGCUGGAGGACAGAGGCCUCCCGGCAGCAGCUUUGUGUGCCCACCCUCAACGCCGAGACACAGAGCCGCUGACUCCGGUGCUGAGGAACGGCAGGGAGGAGAGGCCCAGGCACUGCAGGGGAGGGGAGGGGAGGCCAGGCUCCACGUAAGGCUGAAUCCUUUGGGAACCCCUGCCCCGUCCCCACCCACAGCCCCCCCUGCUGCCAGCCACAUGGCCCGUGGCCCUGGGCUCUGCUGUGUCCUGUGGUCCAAGUCAUUAGUCUUGAGCAGGAGUGUCCACAGCUCUCCUCUUUAUGGAACAAUCUGAGACCCUCUCUGGGCUGUGGCACUGGUGGGACACCUGUCUCUGCCCUCAUGCUGGUACCACCGCCCCUCCUCACUCAGGAAGAGCCGGAGGCGACUUGCCCCUCGUUACAACCAAAGCUGAAAACAAGGAAAACCUCCUUGCCUGAGAGACACUGGACACUCCCUCCUUCUCUGUCUCUGUCGACCCUCAGCUUUUUACAGCCUCCUUGCCACAGUGCCCCGAGUCACCCCAUUUUCCCAGGGAAGCACCACAGCUGGAUCCCCCCGGGCCAAGCAUGAGGACUGUGUAUUUGUGCCCGACCUGAGACACCAGAGCCACUGCAGAUGCUCCCAGGGGCCAGCAGCGGACAGGUCUCAGGGUGCAGACCCUUGGCCCAAGGUGUCUGGGGGGAGGGUGCUGGGCCAGGCGGGAAUCAACAGGCAAAACUGGUAGACACACGAGCGGACUCAGGACUGAGGCUGGAGUGUCAUGGGGCCAGCGUGGCGAAGGCUGCGUCCACACUCUGACCCCUGUGAGUUCCAGAUUUUGCUCUUCUGACGUCCUGUCCUCUCCCAUGUAACAGCUGGCUUAGUCUCCACCCCUCUCCUGUCCCUGCCCCUCGGCUGGGGUCCCUGGGCGGUUAGCGCAGACACCCGCGCCUGAUGAUCGUGGCCGCGUGCACCACCAAGUGGACACUCAUCAGGUAACACGAGGAGACCCGGAUCUGCUGCCUCCCUCUACCCCUCAUCUUUGGACCCACUUCGCAUUCUUAACUUCAAAUUCAAGAAGUUUUUUCCUCCAUUGCCAAGUGGGGGUUGUCACUAAGGUUACAGGCAUCCAGAGGACUGAAAGGGGCUGCCUAUUCCGCAACACUAAACGUGUGGCUGCCAGAAAGCCGAAGAUGCUAUAAAAUGACCCAAUUAUACUGCAGUGCAUUCCAGUAUUUAAAAUAUUAUCUUGUAAACGUAUUGAGCGCUUACAAUGAAAGACAGUUUUACUCCCCUGGCCCUGGAACUGAUGUUCGGCUCACAUAAGGUUGUUAAAAGAGCCCAGGGAAAUAUGUAAUACAGUCAUUUAAAGAGAUUUCCAGGAAGAAUGGGGAAAGUUUUGGCAUUCAAAUCGGUUUGGAAAAUGUCAUGGCGAACAGCUGCCUGAUAGCAAGGCCUCUAGAGAAGUAUGUGAAGUCACGUGUUUGUUAUGUUCUCUGGUUGUGUUCACGUGUUUCAUCUGUCCGUGCCUCUCCUGGCCAGCUGUCUGUUUCUGCAUCACUCAACAGGACUCGAGUUUAACUGUCUAAAACAGCUACAGCCCCACUUGUACAGUCGCUGUGGGAGCAGCUCAUGGUGGCAGAGUCUAGAAAGGCCUGAAGAAGAAGAAAGGGAAGCGUGGAAAGCUGAGAGCCGCUGCGGCUGCAGAGACGGGUCAGACCUGGCUGCUGGGUCCCUCCCCCGAGCCCCACACUCCACCACUUGGGGCCUGGGGCCUCUUCCUUGCCCCACACCGAAGUCUCUUUUCUCAGGUUCCCUACCCAAGCCUCUGCCUCAGUCCCCAGGGAAUCAAAACUCAUUGGCAUCUUCAGAAUUAGCUACUCAGAGAAGGAGGCUUUCCUCUCUAUGCUGUCAAAUAGCUUCCCCAGUCUGAUCGCCACCCUCCCCUCCCCCAAAUCAGGACUUGCAGAAGCAGUGUGGGAAAGUGCUGCCUGCGGCUGCAUAGUGGAAAGCACUGUCAACGCCCUGCCCACCCAAGAACAGAUUUCUGCAUUAAUAAAGGCUGCGUAUCACUCAAGUCUUGGCCCCUGUCAAACAGCAGGUGAUAACCCUGUCCUUCAAAAGAGAUGGCAAUGCUUGACCUAUUUUUCGGGGCUCUUCUGGACAGCAGCCUCCAUCUCUGGCAAAGAGAAAGGCCUGGUGUCAGGGGAGCCUUGGAACCAACUAUGUGCAUUCUGAUCCAUCCUGGGAGUAGCCGGGCCCACCCGUGCCCAGUGGAGCCUGGCGUUAGUGACUGAAGCAGGAGGUGGAGACCUGGGGCUCCGGGGGACCUGUGUGGGCACUAGGGCCUGGAAGGACGUUACAGAGGGGGGAAGUAUGUCUUCAGUCCCUGGAUUCUGGGAGCUUCACAGAAGGAGCCCCCCACCAAGAUGUGUGGGACAUCUGUUUACAGUGGGGUGAGGAGUCAGGGAGAAGUUUUCCUGAUUCACUUCCCAGCCCUGCCUGCUUGAGGCUGGCACAGAGCCAUUGUUGAUUCUCCUGAGAUCACAGAGGUGGCUGCACAGGCCCCACCCACUCCCUCCAGCCCUGGUUCCCCUGUCCGGUGCCAAGCCCCCAAGCGCCCUUGGAAGCUGCUGGCCAGGACUCAGGGGUCUGUGGGAGCUGAGGGGUGGCACCUCCCAUGCUCCCCCAGGAACCAUUAGGACAUGAAGGUCAUAGGCCUCCCUUUUCUUCCUGUUUCCAUUUGCCCUGAAUGCCUCCACCCCAACAGUGGUGGGCCCCAGGCCCUAACUGCCUCAAGGAUCCAAUCUGAAAAGAUGCAGGCUGGCCGUACCUGCCACGCGGACCAGAGGCGGGGUGUGUGGGGGUGAGUGGACUGGCUGGUGUGUGUACAUAUGUGCACAGCUCAGGAGUGACGGCCCUGGCCUAGCGGGAGGUGGCCAGGGAGGUACACAGGGGCCCCAGCUCUGCCCCUCGCUCUGCCCCUCCUCACUUCUGCUCUUGGGACCCAAACCAGAGGAUUUGGUCUAGACGAGCCUCCUCAAAUUAUAUGUAUGUAUGUGAAGGCCGUUGCUCUGGGAGGGGCCAUAGCUUUCAUCAGUGCGCCCAAAGCAUAAGAACCUCAGCUCUAAAACCCUCUGACCCAGCCUGACUGCUUCAGAGCCUCAGUUGGGCUCACAGCAGGUUCAGACUUGGCAAGGAGAAGCAGCAGAGGGGACACAGGCAAUCCUUAGAGCCCUGGGUGAAAGCUUCUUCAAAGGUCCCUUGAGAAGGUUUCUCUGGUGCCUGGGGGCAGCAGUGAACUCUGGUGGGCAGGAAACCCUGAGGGGAACUAGGAGGCCAGCCUGUGGCCUGGUGAGGGAGGACAGGACUUCUGGGGACAAUGAAGGGAUUUGGGAGGCCCUCAGGGACCUGAGUUCUCGUCCCUUCUGCCCCAAUUCAAGCAUGUUCCCUCGGUCUUCCCUUCCCUCCUGUGGGAUGGAGGGACAGGCCCACAUGCUCUGUUGUCUGGCUCAGGCCUGUCUCACUCUCCUCUUUCCUGUCCUAGGCCUUGGGUGGGUGGCAGGCCCCUUCCUGCUGGCCCUCUGCCCACCCUCUCUCUCUGGCCCUACGCAGCCCCUGCCAAUCUGUGAAACUCCCAGGAGCCUUGGCCCUCUCCAAGUCCGCUGGGAGGCCCUGGGCCGAGCCGAGAGCCCAGGGCCCUGAGAGGAGCAACCAGCAGUGAGGAAUUCCAGAAUCUCUUCCAAGGGAGACCCCUCCAGAGACCCCCCCCCAGGAAGAGAGCACCAAACCACAGGUGCAGGAGCCCCUCAUGGAGCCCCCAGGCCGGCAGCCUCUGCAGGAGCUCUCCAUGAAACAGGCCCCACCUGAGGACUCAAGCAUCCAGGCGGCUCCCAGCAGGCAUGUUCUCUAUGUGGGCCACCUGAACCCUCAAUUCUCGGUGCCUGUGCUCACCUGCCUGCUGCGAGACACCCUGGAGCGGCUCGGGCUGCCGGUGGAGCGGGAGCACAUUGAGGUGGUGCGGCGGCCACACAAGGCCUACGCGCUGGUGCAGGUGGCCACCCACAAGGACACCCUGGCCUCCCUGCCCUGGCGCCUUCACACAGCCUUGGAGGAGCACCAGAUCAUCAAGGAGCUGGUGGCCCGCGGGAAGGAGCUGGUGUUGGGUGAGGGCCGGGAUCACUCAACCUGCAGAGAGGAGGAGGACAGUGGCCCGAGCCCUGGCCCUAGCCCUGGUCCCAUCCCGGGCUCCAGUCUCCCACCGACCAUGCUUGCCCACCCUCCUACUUGGGCCCUGGCCCCGUGGCAGCGGAGCCCCCAGGGCUGGCCCAGCGGCACACGCUCAGACAGUGCCAUCGUGCACCAAGAGAUCCUGGGCCAGGAGCGCCUCUUCCAGGGCGCCUUUCUGGGCAGCGAGACACGCAAUGUGGAGUUCAAGCGGGGCGGCGGCGAGUACCUGAACCAGGCCUUCAAGCACCACCUGCGGCGCUAUGUGUGCGCCUUCCUCAACAGCGAGGGCGGCAGCCUGCUGGUGGGCGUGGAGGACAGCGGCCUGGUGCAGGGCAUCCGCUGCAGCCACCGCGAUGAGGACCGCGUGCGCCUGCUAGUGGACUCCAUCCUGCAGGGCUUCAAGCCCCAGGUCUUCCCCGAAGCCUACAGGCUCACCUUCAUCCCCGUGGUCAGCACCGCUGCCACCAGCACCCCUCUCAAGGUGAUCCGCCUGAGUGUGCACGCCCCCAAGGCCCAGGCCGAGCCGCAGCUCCACGAGACCGACCAGGGGGAGGUGUUUCUGCGGCGAGACGGGAGCAUCCAGGGCCCGCUGUCCAUCGGCGCCAUCCAGGAGUGGUGCAGGCAGAAGUGGAUGGCUGAGCUGAGCAAGUUGGAGGAGAGGCUGAAGGUGAUGACAGCGGAGAAGGAGCAGCUCCAGCAGCAGCUGCAGCUGCAGCAGCGCAGGUCCAUCUCCUGCACCUGCUGCGUCCUGUGAGGGCCCCAGCGCUCUGCCUGGAAGAUGCAGGGACUUCUUAUUUGAGCCCUGGUCCUCCCAAUAAAACCAGUCUGGGCUGCUCAGAGGUGGAUGGGAGCACUGCACUUCCUGGUUCCUUCAACAACAGUGUGCACCCACAGGCUGGUCCCCACGCAGUUUCAGUCCUGAGCCCCAGUGUCUGUAGCUAAGAAAUUGCUCUUAGCACAAUCCCCAAGGGGCCUUACUUUCAGAAAGAACUUAUAAAAACUUCGCCAGAGCUCUUUAUCCAUGGGCUGAACGGUAAGGGACUGUCCCUCUCCCUGAAAUGCUCAUUUGGCCCAGCUGGGGUCUCUGACUCACAUUGGCUACACAGGGCCAAAAUGGGACUUGUCAUCUGCCCCUCCUCAGAUGGCAAGGCACAUUCAGUAACUGAAGUUAUAGAGCAAACAGGCCACCCUGCACCCCCACCCUGGCUUGCUGGCAUGUGUGACUGUCUCAAAGCUCUUUAAUAAAUGACAUGCACCCAGAGCAAGAAUGCUUCUUUCUGGAACGCUUGGCUGGUUGGAUGCAGCUGGGUCAUGAGUCCACAUCUGUCCAGGAGGCCGAGCCAGCCCUGGGCUCCUCCCCCCACAGAGCUAUGGGGAAAGGACCCUCGGAUGCUUGGGUUCCAGUGCAUCUCUGCCUUGAAUACCAGGUACCUUAGGGCAAAUUGCUACACCUCAAGCAGUUUCUUCAUCUAUAGGAUAGUGACAAUAGGUGGGGCCAGCUGGUGCCCUGAUUCUCUCCAGCACAUACCAGCACCUGCACAGGAAGUGUCUGACUUCUAUUCCAAGCAACCUCCAGCCACUGGAAAGGAUUCCUGCACUAGCUACUUCCCCGGCCAUCUCCACCAGCAGACUGAGACUCAAUUAAGCCAUCGUCUGAUCAUGCCACACCUGGGCUCAAAGCCCUCCAAGAGCUCCCCAUCUCAUCCAGAGCAAAGCUGAAACAGUGGUCUGCACAGUCCCCUGCGACCUGGCCCAUCUGCCUCAACAAGCCCUGCCCCUGGCUCCUGCAUUCCAGCUACACUGACCAACUUGUUUCAUGAGCACACUUGCCUCAGGGCCUUUGCAUGGGCUGCUUCCCGUUCUGGAAUGCUCCUCCCUAAGAGAGCUGCAUGACUCUACCCUCAAGUGGAGUGGAAAGCAAUUUUCGUACCCUCCCUACUGUAAACACACCCCCUCCCAGCACUUCAGUUCCCCUCUCCUGCUUCCAGCUUUUUUCUCUGGUGCAGUUGUCAGUCACACAUGCUCUAGGGGAUGGAGAUUUUGGUCUGUUUUGUUCAGUGUUUUAGGUACGGAACCUGAAACAUAGCUGGCAUGGGGUAGAUGCCCAGUAAAUAUUUGCUGAUGAAACAAGGACACCCCUAAAUUUGCAGUCUGAGCUACUAAAAAUCAUGGAAACUUGUCAAACAGGGCAUUUCACAGGACUAGGGGUCCACGGAACACACUUCAGUGAUCCCCUUCGGUCCCCCAGCCUAGAGGUCCUUGGCCACAUCCGCAGAGUGGACACAGAGAAGCCCCCUUGGCCAGUCACAGCUACUCUGAGACUUGCUUUUCACACUUACCAAACACACACCAGUUAUAGGGACCAAGUGUGAUCAUGGAUGCCCACCUCCUGACCAGUUACCAACCCACUGAGCUCCCUGGGGUCACCCAAUCACAGGGCCUGAGCCAGCUUUUCAGAGGCCACUUAAGAACUGCAGACAGAGGAGGUGCAGCUCAGGAAGUCAGACGGGAGCAGCUGCUGACUUUUACAAAAAUGACUGAAAUCUGAUGGAACCACCAGAUGGGAGAUGGGGUUAGGAUUCACCCAUUUGGCAACAUUCAAAGUACCAAGGCCUCUGUGAAUGAAAACAUCUCAGCUCAGCCCAUGAGAAGUGCCGACAGGAGGCAGCAGCCAGGUUGCCCUCAGUCGGGUGGUGGUGUCCCUGUAUGGGCCUCUGGGCCUCAGCGGUAAUGGCGGCCGUGGCCUAGUGAGCAGAGGGUCUCCUUUCUGGGUGUCUGAUGGAGGAGCUGGGCCAAGUGGUGAGAAUCCCCUUUCUCCCAAGCCCCCCUUUCUUAAACAUCAACAAAGGCUGCUGACCCCUGACAAGCAGUCCGGCCUGAGUCCCGAGCCCUGGCCUCAGACACACUUUGUGGAGGAGCCGGCUCACAGGCAGGGGUUCUUGGCAGCCAGGGUGCAGGUCGGCCCCCUUGUCACCAGGUGGGCGCCCCCGUCACCAGUGUGACACAAAGAGCACGGAUUCCAUGUCACGAAUUUCGCUUUGGAGGAAAAACCACUGAGGACGAGGGCCUGCACUUGGGGGAGCAGGAGGCCUGGGCAACAGGGCAGUCCUGCUGGCCACUCCCUGGGCCAUGCCUGGCCGGGUGGGGGCACGUCCUUUGUAAACAUCACGUCUGUCCCCACUUUCUUCAAGUCGAGCCGCAGCCCACUUGCACCCAUGCUGCUUUGAAUCUCCAUAUGCUGAGAACCUAAAUUUGAAGCCUUGUGGGGAAAUUCUGGUUCCUGUUAAAAAAGAAAGUCUCCUUUCUUAGUUUUUAAACAAACUACAAGACCCCCUCACUUCAGGCUGCUCCCCUGGAGGAGGGCCUGGCACUGACAGCUCCGCGGACCGCACAGGGGCACGCCUGGCACCGGGCUCAGACAGUUCCCACCCGGCACGACAUGAAGGACAAUACAAAGUGCGUCUCUCGUUCUG
Vicugna pacos (alpaca) is the source of this 9566-nucleotide messenger RNA. Lineage: Eukaryota; Metazoa; Chordata; Mammalia; Artiodactyla; Camelidae. The record is from RefSeq and is a predicted model, not a curated record.